AUGAUGACCACUGCAUAAUCAAAACAGACGCACGGCCAUACAUUUUUCCUCUGUUCUUUACGCGUUCAAUAACAGACUGUUCACUUUAAUAGUCUGUAAUUGAGCUUGAAAAUGGCAGACGGGGUUGGCGCAGAGGGCGAUGUUGAUGAUCCUCCAAUUCCUCCUCCCUGUCCUCCCAUCGGAGACUGUCCACUGAUUACUGUUUCAGAUCUCCCCAGUACCACGCCUGCAGGGAGGACUCUGAAAAAAUGGUUGCAGGAGCAGUUCUGUGACCAAUCCGCCGAUGAGAGUGAGGCGCGUCUCCACAACGCUGCAUUUGUCGGUGACCAGGACACCCUGAAACUUCUCCUGGAGGACGAGGACUAUAAAAGACGCAUUAAUGAGAAGUCGGUGUACUGCUGUGGCUGGCUGCCCUGCACGCCUCUCCGCAUCGCGGCCUCAGCAGGCCACGGCGACUGCGUGGCGCUCCUGCUUGCCCAGGGGGCUGAGGUGGACCUGGUGGACGUGAAGGGCCAGACGGCGCUCUACGUGGCGGUGGUCAACGGGCACCUGGACUGCGUUCGGAUCCUCCUGGAGGGCGGGGCCAACCCCAAUGGCAGCCGGCACCACCGCAGCACCCCCCUCUACCAUGCUUCCCGGGUGGGGCGCUCCGACAUCAUCCAGGAGCUCAUCAGGUUCAACGCUGACGUGGAUGUGGACUAUCAGCUAGACCAGCACGCCGACCCCGACUCCUCCUCCCCGCGCACCCUCAGCACUCUGGGACUGUGUCCCGUCUACAUCACCGCUGCUUACCACCACCUGCCCUGCUUCCAGCUGCUGCUGAGCGGCGGGGCCAACCCGGACUACAACUACACUGGGCCGGUGAGCCGCGAGGUGCUGGCCAAGAGCUCAGCCAGCUGCCUUCUGGACGCGGUGCUCAAGCACGGAUGCCAGGCGGACUUCGUCAGCUUGUUGCUGGAGCAUGGGGCCAACCCUUACCUGGUGCCGUGGGAGGAGCCGGAUGCUGAUCUGGUGGGCCGAGGGAAGAUUGACCCAGAGGCACUACGCAUCUACCAGGAGGCCAGACGGUGGCCACGUCGCCUGACCCAGCAGUGCCGGGUGCUGGUGCGCAGGGCCAUGGGGAAGAGACGCCUGGGCCACAUCUCCUGCCUGCCACUGCCUGAGCCAAUCAAGAACUUCCUGCUGCACAGGGACUGACCAGACACCCAUCACAAGCAACACCAUAUUGUAAAAAAUGUCAAGGCUCCCAGAAGAAACCUUCUACUGCCACUGUGGAGGAAACCCCUAAAGUUUCUCUGAGGAACUGAGUAAAAAUAGGCGAUUGGAAGAACCUGAGGCUUUCUUGGAGGUUUCUUUUGAACACUCUCUGAGGAGCUCUGGGGUUCUUCCAAGAACUAUGGGUUCCUUAGAGAACAUUUAGGGUCCCCCAUAGUGGCAAACCAGGCUCUUUGAGUACACCCACCACCACUACUACUGUUCUGCUGCUACUGCUGCUGUUGUCACUGCCACAACUUUGUGAAGUGGCGUUCUACAACAUCCUUUGCCUUUUGGUGGGCCAAUACUGUUAUUAUGUUUGACCGUUACCAAUGCACAUGUAUUAGCACAGGCUUGACACUGUUGUUUUUUUGUACUAUUUAUUAUUGUACCGGUACAGUAACAUUAUUAUGUUAUUAAUGCCUUAUAACCAAGUUAUUGAUGCCUUGAUCUAUUUUGGAGAGGGUGAUGCUGCUACUGCUACUCUCACCUCUGUAAACACUGCUUGUCCAAGCACUUUAGUAGAGUAGAGUAGAGUAGAGUAACAUUUAUUGAUCCCGAAGGAAAUUUAGGUGUCUAGUAGCAUACAUACAAAAAUAAAUAAAUAGAUUAUUUCACAUUAAA
Engraulis encrasicolus (European anchovy) is the source of this 1878-nucleotide messenger RNA. RefSeq names its product ankyrin repeat and SOCS box containing 1 (gene asb1). Gene Ontology annotation, biological process: protein ubiquitination; intracellular signal transduction. Gene Ontology annotation, cellular component: ubiquitin ligase complex. The transcript has 6 exons. The record is from RefSeq and is a predicted model, not a curated record. Gene Ontology annotation, molecular function: protein binding. Bases 112 to 1197 code for a protein of 361 amino acids. Lineage: Eukaryota; Metazoa; Chordata; Actinopteri; Clupeiformes; Engraulidae.